This is a messenger RNA of Chondrus crispus (carragheen), 779 nucleotides long. RefSeq lists its product as hypothetical. Bases 1 to 402 code for a protein of 133 amino acids. The transcript has 2 exons. Lineage: Eukaryota; Rhodophyta; Florideophyceae; Gigartinales; Gigartinaceae. The record is from RefSeq and is a predicted model, not a curated record.
AUGCUGGUGCGGCUCUAUAAAACCACCCACCCACCCACACACACACCCACCCACACACCCACACACCCACACACCCACACACCCACACCCGCACACACACCCACCCACACCCACACACACGAUCCAGGCAAAGAGACAUUUAUGGCUCUCGUUACCCUACUCUGCUUCCUGGCCGCAACCACGCUUAUGUCGGUUGACGGGUCCUGCCCAGGGACCUGCCGUAUCAGCGACGGAGAGAUAGCGGGUUGUCACCCGUGCAAGUGCAACUACGCGGUCUGUCAAGCCCAGACGGCUUUCGGCCCGUAUGAUUUGCAUCACCAAGGGGUGCCAGUGUACUGUGAAAGUACGGCGACCUGCAUCACUCAAUGUAACAGGUACCCGUGCAGCGCUUCUCGGGCAUAACACACACACACACACAAUGUUGACGCUUUUUUCAACUGCGGCCAGCCCUAGAAGUUUGAAACCGCCGGGGGUUGAGCUCUUGACGCCCCGCACUUUCAGCUCGACUGUUCUACUUGAAUAUGCUGCGUCCAUUGGUGGCCCCUUUUUAGUGGAACUCGUACACACACACUAGUGAAUUCCCAUAGCUGACUGCCUCUCUGCCUUUGGAGGUACUGCCAGCUCCCCCGUGUAAAGAAGUUCUUGAUAUUCUGCAUUAACAUUCUCCAUACAUGUAGGCUUCGACGGUGAUACAGCUUUUAAUUUUCAAGCAGUAAUUGUAAAAGGUUCUUUUGGCGUUGGAGAAGUGCAUCUCUGUCGGAAGAGGGCGUCUUGUCCGU